AAGAUGAACCAAAAGAUGAGGGCAACAACACUAAAAUUCGAAAAGAUUCGAUCAUUCGAGUGAAACUGGGUAGAAAAUCAAUGCUGACUUCGCGAGGAAGGGGAAGGAAUGAAAACAUGGUUUUAUUACUAUUUGCGCCGUCGCCGCGUGAAUGCAUCACUGCCACCGGUCAAGGCUCUACGGUCAUUGGGGAAAUCGAUCGACCAUCGCUGGGGAAGAAGAAGAAGAGAGAAAGAGAAACUGACCUUGCGAUUGCAACUGAGGUUAAUUUGCGGCGAGGAGACCAGUGAAAGCGGCGAACCCGUUAGAAUUUUAGAAGGAUGCCACCCAGUUCUUGACAAAACUCUGUAAAACAAAGGUUGAGAGUUUAAAGCUUUUGCAAAAGAAAAUAACCAGAAUGACGUUUUCCAUGAGAGAUUUAGAUCAGGCUCUCCAAGGAUGUGGCCAAAAAUCUGGGCUUGAAAUAUGGCGCAUCGAAGACUUAAAACCUGUCGCUGUUCCAAAAGAGUCUCAUGGUAAAUUUUUCACCGGGGAUUCCUAUAUUGUCUUAAAGACUACAGCGUCAAGAAGCGGUUCCCUGCAUCAUGAUAUUCACUACUGGCUCGGUAAAGAUUCCAGUCAGGACGAAGCUGGUUCUGUUGCUGUUAUGACAGUUGAGUUAGAUUCAGCUUUAGGUGGACGUGCUGUUCAGUAUCGAGAAGUGCAAGGUCAAGAGACCGAGAAGUUCCUUUCCUACUUCAAACCUUGCAUAAUACCUCAGGAAGGUGGCUUCGCUUCCGGGUUCAACCACGUAAAGCCCGAGGAGCAUCAGACGCGUCUUUAUAUCUGCAAAGGCAAACAUGUUGUCCGUGUGAAAGAGGUGCCGUUUGCUCGGUCUACUCUCAACCACGACGACGUUUUCAUUCUUGAUACAGAGUCUAAAAUUUUCCAGUUCAGUGGUUCCAAAUCGAGUAUUCAGGAAAGAGCAAAAGCUCUUGAGGUUGUUCAGUACAUUAAAGACACUUACCAUGAUGGAAAGUGCGAGAUUGCAGCUGUUGAGGAUGGGAGGCUGAUGGCUGAUGCUGAAGCUGGAGAGUUUUGGGGUUUGUUUGGUGGAUUUGCUCCGCUUCCUAAGAAACCAGCAGUCAAUGAUGACCAAACCGCUGAAUCUGACGGGAUCAAGCUCUUCAGUGUUGAGAAGGGAAAGACAGAACCCAUAGAGGCUGAGUCCUUGCAGAAGGAGCUUCUGGACACUAACAAAUGUUAUAUUCUCGAUUGUGGUCUUGAAUCGUUCGUUUGGAAGGGAAGAGGUACUUCAAUCGAUCAAAGAAAGAGCGCAAGUCAAGCUGCAGAAGAGUUUCUCCCAUUGUCUGAACGUCCAAAAUCAAACCUGGUUAGUGUGAUGGAAGGGUUUGAAACAGUGAUGUUCCGAUCUAAGUUUGAUUCAUGGCCGGCUACAAGUACCGUAGCUGAGCCCCAGCAAGGCAGAGGCAAAGUUGCAGCUCUUUUGCAACGGCAAGGAGUUAACGUUCAAGGCCUGGUCAAGACUUCUUCUUCUUCUUCUUCUAAAGACGAACCUAAACCAUACAUUGAUGCCACAGGAAAUCUCCAGGUCUGGCGAAUCAAUGGUGAGGAAAAGAUCUCUCUCGAAGCAGCAGAGCAAUCCAAGUUCUACAGCGGAGACUGUUACAUAUUUCAGUACUCAUAUCCAGGAGAAGACAGAGAGGAACAUCUAGUGGGUACUUGGUUUGGAAAGCAAAGCGUUGAGGAAGACAGAGCAUCUGCUAUUUCCAUUGCAAGUAAGAUGGUUGAAUUCAUGAAGUUUAUGCCGGCUCAGGCUCGCAUUUACGAAGGAAAAGAACCGAUACAAUUCUUCGUGAUCAUGCAAAGCUUCAUCACAUUUAAGGGUGGUUUAAGUGAUGCUUUCAAGAAGUACGUAACAGAGAACGAAGUCCCUGAUACUACUUACGAUGCAGCAGGUGUUGCGUUGUUUAGGGUUCAAGGUUCUGGACCAGAGAACAUGCAAGCCAUACAGAUAGAAGCGGUUUCAACAGGGCUAAACUCUUCGCAUUGUUAUAUACUACAUGGUGACUCUACUGUUUUCACUUGGUGUGGCAAUCUAACUUCCUCGGAUGAUAAAGAACUCAUGGAGAGAAUGUUGGAUCUGAUCAAGCCAAAUGAACACACGAAGGCACAAAAGGAAGGUUCAGAGUGUGAACAGUUUUGGGAAUUAUUAGGAGGGAAAUCAGAAUAUCCGAGCCAGAAGAUCAAAAAGGAUGGAGAGAGUGAUCCUCAUCUCUUCUCUUGCACAUUCUCAAACGAAAAUCUAAAGGUAACAGAGAUCUUCAGCUUCACUCAAGAUGAUUUGAUGACUGAAGAUAUCUUCAUUCUGGAUUGUCACACUGAGAUCUUUGUCUGGGUCGGGCAACAAGUUGACCCCAAGAAGAAACCACAAGUUUUAAACAUUGGAGAGAAAUUCCUUAAGCACGAUUUUCUUCUUGAGAAUCUAGCAAGCGAGACACCGAUAUACAUUGUAACUGAAGGAACCGAACCUCCAUUUUUUACUCGGUUCUUCACCUGGGACUCUUCUAAAUCUGCAAUGCAUGGAAACUCUUUCCAGAAAAAGCUUGCAGUCCUAACAAACAAAGGAAAGCCGCUUCUAGAUAAACCUAAAAGGAGAGUACCAGUGUAUAGUAGCCGAUCCAGCGUUCCAGACAAAUCGCAGCCGCGGUCAAGAAGUAUGACGUCUAGUCCAGACAGAGCUCGUGUGAGGGGACGAUCUCCAGCUUUCAACGCCCUUGCUGCAAACUUUGAGAAAUUAGGCACAAGAAACCAAUCAACUCCACCACCUAUGGUUAGCCCAUUGGUCCGGAAGCUUUACCCGAAAUCUCAUGCACCAGACCUCAGAAAGCUCGCCCCCAAAUCCGCAGCUUUUGCUGCCCGCACAGCUCUUUUCGAGAAAUUUAGGCCUACUCCUCAAGAAGCACCUACUACUACCCCCAGUUCAUCUGAAGAAGCUACAAACGAAGCAGAGGCACCAAAGCCGGCGACAGCAGAGACGACAGAGGAAGAAUCAAUGAACAACAUUCAUGAAGAUUCAAAAGAAGAAGAAGAAGCAGAAGAAGAAGACAGCAACCUGCCUACUUUCCCAUACGAACGCCUCAAAACGGACUCAGAGGAUCCUGCUCCAGAUAUCGACCUCGCUAGAAGAGAGGCAUACAUGAGUGCAGGAGAGUUCAAGGAGAAACUUGAAAUGACAAAGAAAGAGUUUUAUAAACUGCCAAAGUGGAAACAAAACAAGCUUAAAAUGGCUGUUCAAUUAUUCUGAACAAACUCUUCCCCUCAGCUGAUCCUUUUCUCGGAAUCUGAACCUAUUUGAUAGAUGAGAAGAGCAGGUUCAACUGAGGAGUCAGAUUGUGAUGCAAUGAUGGAUCAAGAGGAACCCAGUUUAGUAUAGUGGUUAUGCUAGACUUGAUCUUUCUUCCUUUUUCGACUUUGGAGUUGAAGAAACACUACUCAAAGAGAGGGCUAUCAUACAUUUUAUCUUCCUUCACCUUUUGAGCUUGCUUUACAAAUAAUCAAAUUAUAACAUUUUUGUCAUUACAGAAGAUGGAUGAUACUUAGGAUUCUUGUGUGUUAUUAUUAUCUCACGGAUCUGUGUGGCUGUAGAUUUUGCAUUCCCUAGACUUGACAAUUCAACCUAUCUUCUUCAGUAA
Molecule: messenger RNA, 3695 nt
Organism: Raphanus sativus (radish)
Lineage: Eukaryota; Viridiplantae; Streptophyta; Magnoliopsida; Brassicales; Brassicaceae
Product: villin-5
Exons: 24
Coding region: 398-3307 (969 amino acids)
Biological process (GO): cytoskeleton organization; actin filament severing
Molecular function (GO): actin filament binding
Source: RefSeq, a predicted model, not a curated record